UCUGUCACACAUAAAACCCAUUGUCUCUGUCUGUGUGCUUUUAGUAGCUCACUCUGACUCCACAGACAGCAGCUCAGGUUUCACAAUGGCAGAUGAGACGCCCCCAGGCCAAUGGCCCCUCGGGUUCAGGCUAAGCCUAAGUCGAAGAUCUCAGCUUCGAGAAAGCUCUCUCUGAAGAUUCUGCUGCUGCAGAGAGCGAUGGAGGAUCUGGAGCAGGAGAAAGUGACCCGUGAUGAGGAAAAGGUCCGCUACCUGGGCGAGAAACUCCAACCUCUACAGAUGUCCGGUCUUGCAAUGGACGAGCUACAGAAACUGUGCAGACAACUUCAUGCUAAAGUUGACGUGGUGGACGAGGAGAGGUACGACAUUGAGGCCAAAGUCAACAAGAACAACAAAGAGAUUCACGAGCUGAAGCUAAAAGUGCAGGACCUCGGGGGUAAGUUUAAGAAACCUGCUCUGAGGAAGGUGCGCGUGUCCGCUGAUGAAAUGAUGAGAGCUCUGCUGGGGUCCAAGCACAAAGGCUCCAUGGACCUUAGAGCCAACCUCAAAUCAGUCAAGAAAGAGGACAUUAAACAAGAGAAGGUGCUGACCACUGAGGUAGGUGACUGGCGUAAGAACGUGGAGGCCAUGUCCGGUAUGGAGGGCAGGAAGAAGAUGUUUGAUGCUGCUGGAGGAGGACAGUGAGCAGUGUUUAUAGUUUUGUAAAUAUGAGUGUGUGAGAGACUUGAUCUUGUUUAAGCUGUCAGAGCUGCACUUGCUCAUGCUUGGUAGAUAAUUCUCUCAAGAAUGUAAGAGCUUACUUUUUCCCAUGUGAUGUCAGCUAUCAUUUCAUCUCCAUCAUCUCACCACAAUUAUUUUCAUUUCAUGGUGUAAGACCACAGGUUUUAUCUGGAAAUGAUGACUUGAACUGAACCAAACGCACAUAAAAACACAAUGUCAUUUUUUAAACAUUUUCUGAGUGGACCUUCUGGAAAAACUGUAAAUGGAGAAAUAAAAACAUUUUGAUGUCA
Messenger RNA from Colossoma macropomum (tambaqui), 1010 nucleotides. RefSeq names its product troponin I, skeletal, slow c (gene tnni1c). The coding region runs from base 112 to 684 and encodes 190 amino acids. Gene Ontology annotation, cellular component: troponin complex. NCBI's taxonomy places the organism in Eukaryota, Metazoa, Chordata, Actinopteri, Characiformes, Serrasalmidae. The transcript has 8 exons. Gene Ontology annotation, biological process: muscle contraction. The record is from RefSeq and is a predicted model, not a curated record.